Messenger RNA from Arctia plantaginis, 213 nucleotides. NCBI's taxonomy places the organism in Eukaryota, Metazoa, Arthropoda, Insecta, Lepidoptera, Erebidae. The record is from the annotation of a GenBank genome assembly.
AUGUCGAAGCUCUCGUUUAGGGCGAGGGCCCUGGAUGCGUCGAAACCAAUGCCUAUAUAUCUCGCCGAGGAGCUUCCGGAUUUACCGGACUACUCGGCGAUUAAUCGUGCUGUACCUCAGAUGCCCUCUGGAAUGGAAAAAGAGGAAGAAAGCUUUGAGGUCAUUGUAUUUGUUAUUACCUCUAGUGAUGACCUCACCUUGCUAACACCCUAG